Messenger RNA from Cyprinodon variegatus (sheepshead minnow), 1803 nucleotides. RefSeq names its product syntaxin 19 (gene stx19). Gene Ontology annotation, molecular function: SNAP receptor activity; SNARE binding. The coding region runs from base 262 to 1170 and encodes 302 amino acids. The record is from RefSeq and is a predicted model, not a curated record. Gene Ontology annotation, cellular component: synaptic vesicle; plasma membrane; endomembrane system. The transcript is spliced from 5 exons. Gene Ontology annotation, biological process: intracellular protein transport; exocytosis; synaptic vesicle fusion to presynaptic active zone membrane. NCBI's taxonomy places the organism in Eukaryota, Metazoa, Chordata, Actinopteri, Cyprinodontiformes, Cyprinodontidae.
CAAAACUCUUGGAGUGGAACUUUCCUGUCAAACAGCUUUGGGUAUAACUGUUCCUGACUAUUAUAAUCCUUUACUCUUAGCAGAUAAGCAUCAACAGAGCUAAUUUUCACGUGAGAUUUUGGAGUGAGAACAACUGAUUACACUGAAGUAUUACAUGGAAUUCUGCUUUGGACAUUAGCUGUUUGAAUACUAAGAAUCAUCUCAUCAGCCAGGAUCACUACAUUCAAAAUCUUUGAGUUCUGAAGAGAAGAGAUUUCCACAAUGAAAGAUCGAUUGGAGGAGCUGCAACAGAGGGCUCAAGAGCUGUCUGAGGCAACAGCCGACCCUGCUAAUCCUUUCUCAGUGGAGGGUGAUGGAGAUGAAUCUGUGGAAGUUGGAGGCAUUUCACAGAUGGCCGUGGUGUUCGAAGAAGAGCCGAUCAUUCAGAAUUUUCUCUCUGAGGCUCAACAAAUAAGAGAUGACAUCUCAACACUUGAAACAGAGGUCCUGAAGUUCUGUCAGCAGCAAAAGAGCCUGGUGGCAACCAUGCGCCGCUUUAGUGUGAUGAAGAAAGAGAGCAGCAUAACGCGCGACAUCAAGCUAAAGGCCGAAAGCCUCCACCGUCGUUUAGACGCCCUUUCAAAACAAGCCCAAAGAACUGAAGACCAGCUGGGAACUAAUGCUGUUGCAGUGAGAAUACAACACGCCCAGCAUGCAGCUCUCUAUCGCAGAUUUCAGCAGGUGAUGCUCCAGUAUAAUGAAGGUCUGCUGACCAAGCAGGAGCGCUGUAAAAACUUCAUUAUGCUGCAACUGGAUGUAUUGGGAAAGAAUGUUACAGAGGAGGAGGUGAAUGAAAUGGUCGCAACAGGAAAUUGGGAGGUGUUCAACGAGAACUUAAUAAAUGAUGCCAGAAUCACACGGUCACAACUGUCUGAGAUUGAGCAGCGACACAGGGAACUCUUGAGCCUGGAGAAUAAUAUGAAGGAAUUGAGGGACCUCUUCAUGGAUAUCUUCAUGCUUGUAGAAGAACAAGGGGCUGACAUUGAACACAUUCAAACCAAUGUUGAGAGGACACAAGAUUACGUUGUUGUCAUAAAUGAGAAGUUCAGGGCAGCUGCGAGGUAUAAGAAGAAGAACCCGAUUCGUCAGCUGUGCUGCUGCUGCUGUCCUCCCUGGAGAUGUUGUUUGUGAAACAUGAACAUUUUCUGCAUCACACUUUCUCCAAAAUAGGGUUUUAUUUCAAAAAGUUGCGACUAACUUGGAAUUCAGCAGCACAAGUGACAUUAAAGGGAAGGCAAAGGUAUCUGAGCUGAUGCUGCUGCUAAAAAAGAGCAAUGGUGAGGAGAGACGCAGCAGAGCACAGAAAACAAUUAGAGAGAAGGGCAGGAAUUGUAAUGGGGAGGCACUUGUUUCUUUCAGGAGGAGGUGAAGCGACUGCGAUUGGAAGAGACAGUUCAGUGAGUUCUACUCACCAACAAUGUUGCUUAUUGGAAACCUUCACUGUCAUCUGACAGAGGUCACAAACAGGAGGAGGCUACUGACACUGCUGGAUCAGCAAAACCUAUAUUCUAACAAUUUCUUCCUGAAAAACAAAAAUGAUUAUAUAUGUAUUUUUUCCCUCCCUGUGGGGUUCCAGGUAAUGAGUAGAGGAAUUUUCUUCAACUGAUGCACUUUAAGAUGUUCCUUUUUAUUAUUAAGAGUAUAAGACAAACUUGUAUUACAGUUUAUAAUUAUUCCUGGUUGCAUUUCAGAGUAUGAUUUUUUUUAUUUUACUGUUUCAUAAGGACAUAUAUUCCCUUAAUAAUAGGCAAUGUUAAAAGCAUU